Molecule: messenger RNA, 738 nt
Organism: Rhagoletis pomonella (apple maggot)
Lineage: Eukaryota; Metazoa; Arthropoda; Insecta; Diptera; Tephritidae
Product: E3 ubiquitin-protein ligase RHF2A-like
Exons: 1
Coding region: 1-738 (245 amino acids)
Source: RefSeq, a predicted model, not a curated record
AUGUCAAUGAGUCAAAGCAACGAGCACACUGCCUGCACCAUCUGCAGAGAAAAUCUCGGCGAGCACGACGAUGAGCUUGUUACUGCGUGCUCACACCGCUUUCCCAGAAAUUGCCUACUACCCUGGCUGAAGAAAAAUACGUCCUGCCCGCAGUGUAGAACCGUGUGUAGUAGUAGGGACUUUCAUCAAGCGACCGGUUGUCGAACUCGUUCGCGAACUGCAUUCCAAGAAAGUGUAACUGGUAAUACAAGCAGUAGCCGAAAUUUACAAAAUCCACGCGAGAGCUUGCAAAAAUCCCAACCACAAGCGGAAGUUGCCGCGGGGGUACCAGCUCAAAGGGAUCAACUUACAAUUGGCAAUGAAGCAGCUAGCAAUGAGGAAGAUACGCGCAUUCGAAAUAUAGUUUCGGCAGUUAUAUCUGCCCGAUCAGCAUCAAUGUUUGACGGUUUAGAAAGCCGUGUUAGCCAAAUCAUCGAGCAAAGGCUGGAAAACACUUUGGCCAAUUUAGUAGAGCGGUUAAACUUAAACCCUUCACCGCCAGUAGCUCCUGCGGCUGAUGUCAGCCAAAUUGCAAAUACUCCAGCACAAGUUCCACUGCAAAAUAGAUCUACACCAGUAUGGCCAAGGGAAAAUCCUCCUCUGCCCAAUCACAGCCAUUCUAAUUUCAGUAACCAAAUUAAUCAACUACGACUAAGUGACGUAUCUAGUAUUCCACACUCAAGCCGAGUAGCUAACUAA